This is a messenger RNA of Rotaria socialis, 381 nucleotides long. The record is from the annotation of a GenBank genome assembly. Lineage: Eukaryota; Metazoa; Rotifera; Eurotatoria; Philodinida; Philodinidae.
AUGGUUGGAAUUCCUAUCUUUUUAUUUCUUCUUAUUCAUAUAAAUUUAUCCUCCACGACCACAACUCUAGUGAAACAUCAUUGCCAAGUUGAACCUUAUACGGAGACAAUAUAUCUUCAGAAUUGUAGGAGCCAGCCAAUUAAAAUUGAUACAACUCGUUGUCGUGGUCAAUGUUAUUCAGAAGAUCUUCUUAUCUAUGAUUGGCAAAAUGCACCAACACAUUAUCGACAUAAGCGUCAUCUUUUUUGUUGUUCACCCACGAAUACUGAAGCUCAAGAAAUUCGAGUAACAUGUGAAAAUGAAAAUGAACCACAAACAGUGAAAUAUCGUUUUGUAAUAAGUUGUGAAUGUAAACCUUGUAAUGAUAGAUGCACAGAAUGA